AUUUGUCCAAAACCAUUCAUUUUUUUUUCAUUGAAAUCAAGCGCGUGAAGUGAGCAAGCAGAAUCGUGCAUGUUAUACGCGCACAUAAAUGUUGAUUUUAUUUUUAUUUUUAAAUAUUAAAUUCCUUGGCGGUUUUUUCCGGUUCACCUUUUUUCCGGCCUCUGCACCCGAAUUGGUGGCGGUGGCAGUGGCGGAGGAACUGAUAGAUCGUUGCCAUAUCCUUUCUUCUCUUUUUCUUGCUUUUUUUUCUUUCAUAUAAUUAAAAAGAGUUCAUUUUCUUCGAGAUUCGUUGGAGAUUUUGUACGGAAACAUGUUAAUUUCUUCUUAUUGAUUCUGCAUUUUCCAAAUCCCAGACACUUUUGAUUUAGAUUAAAAGAUCAAAUAAAAAAAGAACCUGAGUUUGAUUGUCAUUGAAUGCCUUCCAAAAGUGAAGUUAAUGGGGAAGAUGGAAGAAUUUAUUACAAAGCAAACUUGUCAAGGUGCCAAUAAGGUUUUUCCAGCGCCCCCUCCAAUACCUGGUCCAGCUACAAAUUGUAGGCGGAAGGGGUCACUAAUGAAGAAUGGGUCAGCCAUAAGAGGAAACAAUUGUGCGGCGACAGCAACCAGGGCUUUGUGGGAUAGGCUCUUUGAUGGAGGCUAUAAAACUGAUGUUAUCAUUAAAACUGAUAAUGGUGGCAUCAUCUGUGCGCAUUCUAAUAUUCUUGGCAUGGCUUCUCCUGUACUAAGAGGCAUGUUGAAACAAGCAAAAGGAUUUGGUCACAGAAGACCAAUUUCAAUCCAUAUCCAUGGUGUUCCACAAGAUGCAGUUCGGGCUUUCAUUCGAUUCUUGUACUCUUCCAGUUAUGAGAAAGAAGAAAUGAAGGAAUUUGUGUUGCCAUUGUUGGUGAUGUCACACACAUAUGUUGUUCCUCAGCUGAAGCGAGCUUGUGAACAGCAACUUGAGCAUGGCUUGCUUACUAUAGAAAAUGUAGUUGAUGCCUUCCAGCUUUCGUUACUGUGUGAUGCGCCUCGACUAACGCUGAUCACUCACCGUAUGAUCGUAAUGACCUGCAAGGCAGUUCGCGAAACUGAAGGGUGGAAAGCAAUGAAGAAGAGCAAUCCAGCACUUGAAAAAGAACUUCUUGAAUCCAUGAUGGAUGAAGAACAUGAGAGGGAUAUCAUGAUGCAAAAGGAGAAAAACAGGAAAUCAAAUGAGCAGAGGAUCUACCUUCAAUUAUGUGAAGCAAUGGAGGCUCUUGUUCACAUAUUCAGAGAUGGUUGCAGGACAAUUGGACCACAUGAUAAGGAUUUGAAAGAACACCAAACACCCUGCGAUUAUGGAGACUGUUGCAAAGGGUUAGAAUUGCUUGUUCGCCAUUUUGCUAGUUGCAAGUUGAGAGUUCCUGGCGGCUGUAUUCAUUGCAAAAGAAUGUGGCAGCUACUGGAGUUACAUUCCCGUCUCUGCACUGAUUCAAAUUCGUGCCGAGUUCCUUUGUGCAGGAACCUCAAGGAGAAGAUCAGGAAACAAAGCAAGAAGGACGAAAUCAAGUGGAAAAUACUUGUGAAAAGGAUAUUAAGAACAAAGAGAAUUGGAGGUGCACCAAUUUUUGUGUCCUCUAAUUCCAACUCUUCACCAUAAACAAUAUCCACCUCUCUUAUUUCUGGAUUA
Molecule: messenger RNA, 1648 nt
Organism: Gossypium raimondii (Peruvian cotton)
Lineage: Eukaryota; Viridiplantae; Streptophyta; Magnoliopsida; Malvales; Malvaceae
Product: BTB/POZ and TAZ domain-containing protein 4
Exons: 6
Coding region: 437-1618 (393 amino acids)
Molecular function (GO): protein binding
Source: RefSeq, a predicted model, not a curated record